ACACGCUAUCAACACAUUGCAAGAUGAGAAAGUAGACUGACAGCGUGCUGGUUAUAGGAUAAGUCUAGCAUGCUGGAAUGAGGACAGAAUAACAUUUAAACUAGUCUUCUGGUUACUUGUGGUAGGAGACGUUGGCAAAAAUGGUGAAGGAGCAGUUUAGAGAGACAGAUGUGGCCAAAAAGAUAAGCCACAUCUGCUUUGGGAUGAAAUCUGCUGAACAGAUGCGUCAGCAGGCUCACAUCCAGGUGGUCAGCAAGAAUCUGUACAGCCAAGAUACCAAACACACUCCCCUGUCCUAUGGAGUGUUGGACCACCGGAUGGGCACCAGUGAGAAGGACAGACCCUGUUUAACAUGUGGCAAGAAUCUGGCAGAUUGUUUGGGACACUACGGCUACUUGGAUCUGGAGCUGCCCUGUUUUCAUGUCGGGUAUUUCAAAGCCAUCAUUGGAAUCUUACAGAUGAUUUGCAGGACCUGCUCGAGCAUCAUGCUGUCGAAGGAGGACAAGCUGCAGUUCAUGGAUCACUUGAAGCGGCCCACCCUAACCUACCUCCAGAAGCGCGGGUUGAAGAAGAAGAUCUCCGAUAAAUGCCGCAAAAGAACAAUCUGUCUGAGUUGUUCUGCCUUCAACGGUCCAGUGAAAAAGUGCGGCCUGCUUAAGAUCAUCCAUGAGAAGUAUAAGACAACCAAGAAGGUGGUGGAUCCGUUUGUGUCUGAGUUCAUGCAGUCCUUUGAUACGGCCAUCGAACACAACAAAGUGAUGGAGCCCCUGCUGACCAGAGCGCAGGAGAAUCUGAACCCGUUGGUGGUCCUGAACAUGUUCAAAAGGAUUCCCCAAGAGGACAUUCCCCUGUUGCUCAUGAACCCCGAGGCCGGGAAACCUGCGGACCUCAUCCUCACCCGCCUCCUGGUGCCUCCCCUCUGCAUACGCCCCUCUGUGGUCAGCGACCUGAAGUCAGGCACCAACGAGGACGACCUCACCAUGAAGCUCACUGAGAUUAUCUUCCUCAAUGAUGUCAUCAAAAAGCAUCGUAUGACAGGGGCCAAGACUCAGAUGAUCAUGGAGGACUGGGACUUCCUGCAGCUGCAGUGUGCUCUAUACAUCAACAGCGAGCUUUCUGGCAUCCCUCUCAACAUGGCGCCCAAGAAAUGGACCAGAGGCUUUGUUCAGAGACUCAAGGGAAAGCAAGGUCGAUUCAGAGGAAACCUCUCAGGGAAACGAGUGGACUUCUCCGGAAGAACCGUCAUUUCUCCAGACCCCAACCUCAGGAUCGACGAGGUGGCCGUCCCAGUGCAUGUGGCCAAAAUUCUGACGUACCCAGAGAAGGUGAACAAAGCCAAUCUGGAGCUAAUGAGGAAACUGGUACGAAACGGCCCCGAGGUUCACCCCGGAGCAAACUUCAUCCAAAAUCGCCACACGCAGAUGAAAAGGUUUUUAAAGUACGGAAACCGCGAGAAGAUGGCUCAGGAGCUGAGGUUCGGUGAUGUGGUGGAAAGGCACCUGAAAGACGGAGACAUCGUCCUCUUCAAUCGACAGCCGUCUCUACACAAACUCAGCAUCAUGGCACACAUUGCCAGAGUCAAACCUCACAGGACGUUCAGGUUCAACGAGUGUGUGUGCACCCCGUACAACGCCGACUUCGACGGUGACGAAAUGAACCUUCAUCUACCUCAGACCGAGGAAGCCAAAGCGGAGGCUCUGGUCCUAAUGGGGACAAAAGCCAACCUGGUCACUCCAAGAAACGGCGAACCUCUGAUUGCUGCUAUUCAGGACUUCCUGACAGGGGCCUACCUCUUGACCCUGAAGGACACCUUCUUUGAGAGAUCCAAAGCCUGUCAGAUUGUGGCGUCCAUUCUGGUCGGCAAAGAUGAAAAAGUCAGAAUCUCUCUGCCCCGCCCGUCUAUCAUGAAGCCAAUGGCUCUGUGGACGGGCAAACAGAUCUUCAGCCUCAUUCUAAGGCCAGGUAAAGACAGCCCAGUCAAGGCCAACCUGCGGACCAAAGGAAAACAGUACUGCGGCAAGGGAGAGGAUCUCUGCUACAACGACUCAUUCGUGGUGAUUCACAACAGCGAGCUCAUGUGUGGCACUAUGGACAAGGGCACCUUGGGAUCUGGCUCCAAGAACAACAUCUUCUACAUCCUGCUGAGGGACUGGGGACAGCUGGAGGCUGCUAAUGCCAUGUCCCGCCUGGCAAGACUCGCUCCGGUCUACCUGUCAAACCGGGGCUUUUCCAUCGGAAUUGGUGAUGUCACACCUGGCCAGGGUCUUCUCCAGGCUAAACACGAACUGCUGGAUGAUGGUUACAAGAAGUGCGACGAGUACAUCGAAGCCUUAAAGACAGGCAAGCUCCAGCAGCAACCUGGCUGCACGGCGGAGGAGACUCUGGAGGCUCUCAUCCUGAGAGAGCUGUCUGUCAUCAGAGACAGAGCUGGCAGUGCCUGCCUACGAGAACUGGACAAGAGCAACAGCCCUCUGAUCAUGGCUCUGUGCGGCUCCAAAGGGUCCUUCAUUAAUAUCUCUCAGAUGAUCGCCUGUGUGGGCCAGCAGGCCAUAAGUGGCUCUCGAGUGCCUGAUGGUUUUGAGAACCGCUCCCUGCCUCACUUCGAAAAACACUCAAAGCUGCCUGCUGCUAAAGGCUUUGUCGCUGAUAGCUUUUAUGACGGCCUGACGCCCACAGAGUUCUUCUUCCACACCAUGGCUGGUCGAGAGGGACUGGUGGACACAGCUGUGAAAACUGCAGAGACUGGAUACAUGCAGAGGCGUCUGGUCAAGUCCCUGGAGGAUUUGUGCUCACAGUACGACCUGACGGUACGCAGCUCCACCGGCGACAUCAUCCAGUUUAUUUAUGGCGGAGAUGGUCUGGACCCCGCCGCCAUGGAGGGAAAGGAUGAGCCACUGGAGUUUAAGAGAGUCCUGGACAACAUCCGGGCUGUCUACACAUGUCCCAAUGAGCCUGCACUCAGUCAGAACGAGCUCGUUCUCACAGCGGACGGCAUCAUGAAGAGAGCGGACUUCAAGUGCUGCAGAGACAGCUUCCUGGAGGAGUUAACUGAGACAGGCUCAGAGAAGUACCUGGAGGAGAUAAAGAAAUUCAUCAAGAGCAUCUCAGAAAGGAUAAAGAAGACCAGAGACAAGUAUGGCAUCAACGAUAACGGCACCAGCGAGCCAAAAGUUCUCUAUCAGCUGGACCGCAUAACCCCCACCCAGCUGGAGAGGUUCCUUGAAACCUGCAGAGACAAGUACAUGAGAGCUCAGAUGGAGCCCGGCUCAGCGGUAGGAGCUCUUUGUGCCCAGAGCAUCGGAGAGCCUGGCACUCAAAUGACCCUGAAAACCUUCCACUUCGCCGGUGUAGCCUCCAUGAAUAUCACUCUGGGGGUCCCUCGCAUCAAAGAGAUCAUCAAUGCCUCAAAGAACAUCAGCACACCUAUAAUCACCGCUCAUUUGGAUGUGGAGGAUGACGCUGACUUCGGGAGGCUGGUGAAGGGAAGGAUUGAGAAAACUCUGCUGGGAGAGAUUUCUGAGUACAUCGAAGAGGUCUUUCUACCUGACGACUGUUUCAUCCUGGUGAAAUUGUCACUGGAGAGAAUCAGGCUGCUGCGACUAGAGGUAAACGCAGAAACGGUGCGUUACUCCAUCUGCAUGUCCAAACUCCGAGUGAAGCCAGGAGACAUCGCGGUGCACGGCGAGGCGGUGGUGUGCGUGUCCCCACGGGAGAACAGCAAAAGCUCCAUGUACUACGUGCUGCAGACGCUGAAAGAGGAUCUUCCUAAGGUGGUGGUUCAAGGUAUACCUGAGGUCUCCCGAGCCGUCAUCCACAUCGACGAGCAGACCGGCAAGAACAAGUACAAACUCCUGGUGGAGGGGGACAACAUGAGAGCCGUCAUGGCAACGCACGGAGUUAACGGGAGCAGGACCACUUCAAACAAUACAUACGAGGUUGAAAAGACUUUGGGUAUUGAAGCUGCUAGAUCCACCAUCAUCAACGAGAUCCAGUACACCAUGGUGAACCACGGGAUGAGCAUAGACCGGCGUCACGUCAUGCUGCUGGCGGAUCUCAUGUCCUACAAGGGGGAGAUUCUCGGGAUCACCAGGUUCGGUUUGGCCAAAAUGAAGGAGAGCGUCCUCAUGCUGGCCUCCUUUGAGAAAACGGCCGAUCAUCUCUUUGACGCCGCCUACUUUGGUCAAAAAGACUCCGUCUGCGGUGUUUCUGAGUGCAUCAUUAUGGGGAUUCCAAUGAAUAUCGGAACAGGACUCUUUAAACUCCUACACAAGGCGGACAAGGAUCCCUCUCCAGUCAAAAGACCUCUUCUCUUUGACAGCCCAGACUUUCAUGUACCUCUGAUUAGGUAGCAAGAAGAAAAGAGAGCACGUCCCCCCCCCCCCCCCUCUGAAGCCUGCUGUCUACACAGGUUGACAUUAUUUUGAGAAAAAUCAGAAGUGCCUGCAGAAGUGUCAGAUAAUUUGCUCCUUUGGGAUCCUAAUUUCCAACGGGUUGCCGUCUUUCUUUUCUGCCAUGACAUUGCUUAUGCAGAUGCUGCAAUUUUCAUUUCAAGAAGAAAGCUUAUUAGCAUGUAGGAGAUGUUAAAGAUGCUCAUCGUGUUCAGUUAGAACUUUGUAAACUUUGAGGACAAAACUUCAGUACUUGAAACCUUUUUCUGUUUUUUACAUUUCUUUCUGGCUUAUUGUUUGUAUAACGGUGUGUUUCCUCUGUUACUGUCAUCUUUUGUUCCCUCAAUAAUGGCACCUAACACUGGUUGUUGUUUUUUUUUUUUGCAGUGUUUUGUGUGUGCAGACUGCAGACUUAAGAUGACCUCUUGAUCAUGAAGUAGAUCUCCUCAUGUUUGCCUUGUUUGUGUGUUCAUUGCAUUAUAAACUGCUUGUUUGUUUGCAUAGGAGCUUAAAUGAGAAAAGUUGACUUUUCACUCACACUUGCAAACGUGACAUCAGGAAUGGGGUUAAGUUUGUCUUUUUAGAAACGUAUUUGUUCUGCAGACGUCUGUUGAGGGUUGAAAUCAUCCAAACUUCCUGGAAGCAGUUCAUAUAAUAUAAUAUUGUACAUAAUGUAAUAAAAAUACAUGAACUAGAA
Messenger RNA from Labrus mixtus (cuckoo wrasse), 5085 nucleotides. RefSeq names its product polymerase (RNA) III (DNA directed) polypeptide A (gene polr3a). Gene Ontology annotation, biological process: DNA-templated transcription. The coding region runs from base 141 to 4349 and encodes 1402 amino acids. Gene Ontology annotation, molecular function: DNA binding; DNA-directed RNA polymerase activity. The record is from RefSeq and is a predicted model, not a curated record. The transcript has 32 exons. NCBI's taxonomy places the organism in Eukaryota, Metazoa, Chordata, Actinopteri, Labriformes, Labridae.